Hippocampus comes (tiger tail seahorse) is the source of this 1586-nucleotide messenger RNA. RefSeq names its product RAB3D, member RAS oncogene family, b (gene rab3db). Lineage: Eukaryota; Metazoa; Chordata; Actinopteri; Syngnathiformes; Syngnathidae. The transcript is spliced from 6 exons. The record is from RefSeq and is a predicted model, not a curated record. Bases 396 to 1058 code for a protein of 220 amino acids. Gene Ontology annotation, molecular function: GTPase activity; GTP binding.
AUUGAUUCAUUAGUUCGCAGUCGCGUCAACAAAGGCCUCGGCAGGGGGAGGACGGCCGCGCUCUCGGUUUUGGAGACCGCGCGCGUAUGGAUCUCGCGCGCUCACGUGCACACGCCCGGUGGAGCAACCGGCCGAGCUUCGCACGCGCGCUCACGCUCACGGCCUCAGGUGGCUGACGGUUGCUUGCUUUUUCCACACCAACCGUGACACACAACUACAAGGAGCUCGAGCAGCUGGGAUCCGCGAGCGGAAGCGGAGCGCCUCGUUUUGCUGUGCUCUCGCCCGGGCACAGGACGACUUUUGUGGGGCGGGGGAGUUCUUUUUGCCGCGAUACCUUGCAACUCGCCCAACGGUGGAGGGAAGAUAGGAAGACGCCGAAUUUGUUUUACUUCCGUAUGAAGAUGGCGUCAAGUGACUCGCGCCUCCAACAGCUGCCGUCCCAGAAGGAUGCGGCUGACCAGAACUUUGACUACAUGUUCAAACUGCUGAUCAUCGGCAACAGCAGCGUGGGGAAAACGUCUUUCCUCUUCCGCUACGCAGACGACUCCUUCACCUCAGCCUUCGUCAGCACCGUGGGCAUUGACUUCAAAGUCAAGACCGUCUUCCCUGCAUUAUUGGAGCCUGAUGACACAGCAGGACAAGAGCGCUAUCGGACCAUCACCACAGCCUACUACAGAGGCGCCAUGGGCUUCUUGCUCAUGUAUGACAUCACCAACCAGGAGUCCUUCAAUGCAGUUCAGGACUGGGCUACACAGAUUAAGACAUACUCGUGGGACAACGCUCAGGUGAUCCUAAUUGGUAACAAGUGUGACCUAGAGGAUGACAGGCUCAUACCAACCGAAGACGGCCAGCGUCUGGCGGAGGACCUCGGUUUCCAGUUCUUCGAAGCCAGCGCGAAGGACAACAUCAAUGUCAAGCAGGUGUUUGAGCGCCUCGUGGAUGUCAUCUGUGACAAGAUGAACGAGAGCAUGGAGGGAGACAUGAGCAUACUGCCCAACCACAGGAACCAGGGCCUGAAAGACUCGUCUUCCGACAGCCAAGGCAGCUGCGCUUGCUAAACCGCCCGCUCGCAUGCGUGUGCGCGUGUGAGCACACACACACACACAGUACUGCUAAUCUAUAUCUCUGUGCCUCAACUCUGGGAAUCGCUGCUCCUCAUCCUGCAUUCACUGUAGCUACGCCCAACACAAUAGGCAGAAAGUUGAGAUAAUCCUCGUGACUGUUAGUCCCUCUUUCCUCCUCAGACAAGGCCUCGCGGCUCACUUUCUUUUGAAGCCAACUCUGCAACCAUCAUCGAGCACUUUGGCCCACUUAAAUAUUAAAGUUCCGUGGUAAUCUUGAUAUAAUUACAUAUAAAAUGUAAUGAGAUAUCUGCAUAUGUUAUUGCAGUGCUGAUAUAGCUCAAUUUUUAUCUAGCAUUUUUAUUCUUGGAUUUGUGUGUGUGUGGGGGGGGGGUGUUGAGUCUGUUUGUAAUUUAGCUAAAUAGGCGACCUCAUGUAUUAGAAACGCCUCAACGUGAUGCCGUGCAGGAACUAUUCAGCUCCUGAAUCACUACCAUUUCCAAAAUUAUAAAGAGUUCAAGUCUA